Molecule: messenger RNA, 2050 nt
Organism: Lontra canadensis (Northern American river otter)
Lineage: Eukaryota; Metazoa; Chordata; Mammalia; Carnivora; Mustelidae
Gene: MTURN
Product: maturin, neural progenitor differentiation regulator homolog
Exons: 3
Coding region: 256-651 (131 amino acids)
Biological process (GO): positive regulation of megakaryocyte differentiation; regulation of signaling
Cellular component (GO): cytoplasm
Source: RefSeq, a predicted model, not a curated record
CGCGGCGCCGCGCCGUCCAGGCCGCCGCCCACCCCGUACACACAGCAUGUAAACAGUCCCCGCCGGGAGGAGCCCCGGGACCGGAGGGAGCCGCGCCGCCCGGCCCCGCCGCCUGCCCGAGAGCCCGCGGAGCCGCGCGCUGGCCGCCCGGGAGGAGGGCGCCCGAGGAGAGAGAAGGGCGGGCGGGCGGCGGAGGGAGCGGGAGGCGGGCAGCGCGCGAGGAGGCUGAGCGAGCGGCGGGCGCGGUGGGCCAGGAUGGAUUUCCAGCAGCUGGCUGACGUUGCGGAGAAAUGGUGCUCCAACACGCCCUUCGAGCUCAUCGCCACAGAGGAGACCGAGCGCAGGAUGGAUUUCUACGCCGACCCCGGCGUCUCCUUUUACGUGCUGUGUCCGGACAACGGCUGCGGGGACAAUUUUCACGUGUGGAGCGAGAGCGAGGACUGCCUGCCUUUCUUGCAGCUAGCCCAGGAUUACAUCUCCUCCUGCGGCAAGAAGACGCUUCACGAAGUCUUGGAAAAAGUCUUCAAGUCUUUCAGACCUUUACUGGGGCUUCCGGAUGCUGACGAUGAUGCGUUUGAAGAGUACAGUGCAGACGUGGAAGAGGAGGAGCCAGAGGCGGACCACCCCCAAAUGGGGGUCAGUCAGCAGUAACCUUCCGAGGGCUCCCACCUGAGAAGGAGUGUGGACCCCCUGGUACCUGAGGUGGGGUCGUGUGCUCCUGAGUUAGCAUCUUUUGCAUUAGCACUUCGAAACAGGACGUCUGACUCCCAGCAUCCAAAUUCAAACUAAGUACCUUUUUAUUGACCGCAAAAUAUCUGGGAUGAGCUUUGCUCAGAAGUGACCUGAAUUUUACUCCCGUUUCAGUGGGUUUUUAUGGGGUUGUCUCGGUAGCCUUUGCCAUUUUGAAUUUAGAGUCCAUUUUGUGGCUGACUGUUCUCUCUUGAGUUUGUGUUGGAGAACUACCAUUCGCUGACUCGAAUGUAGAGAACUCUGAAUGUAUCAAGGAUAUGUUUUGAGUCCUCACAGGUGACAUUAUUGAGGGAAAGCAUGACAGAGAAGAAAUGCAGUCUGCACUUUUUAUGUACUUUUUAAGUGUCCAUAAGUGAAGGAAUUUGCUUAUAAAGCAUGAAUUUUAAUAUCUAGUCAUUAAACUGCACAAAUGCAAAUACAAGAGCAGAAAGGGAUAAUCACUUAGCUUUGGACGAAGAAGGGAAGAGAGGCAGAGAAGCCUUUGCUGAAGCGUUCUGCCAUUACUAUGUUACCUGGAUAGAUAGCAACGGGUUCAUGGUUGGUAUAAGCAUUACUUGCAAGUUCAGUUAUUUUAAAACAUGCUAAUUCCAAAGCCACUUUUAAAAUCUAAUAGUGGAAAAUAUCAAUGGGGUGACAUAAAUGAUUGAUUUCUUUAAAAUAUCUAUAAACCGUCCCACAUAUGAAAUGAAACAUUCACAUUCUCUCUUUAUAACCAGAUGGCAACUUGUUAAAUCAUGAAAACAUUCAGAAUCCAAGUGCCACUUAAACUUUGAAGCCAUAGAUAAAUUUAAUGGGGGAAAUAAACCAGGAUAAACAGUUUUUUUAAACUUAUAAUGGAAUCUUUCUUUACUUUCUUAAUUUGUCUUUUAUUCCUUAAAAAAGAAAAGGUCAAGAAAAGGAUCCCACUGUAUAAUUUAUUUAAAAAACUGUAAUCAAGUCCUUGGACGAACCUAACAGAAGUGAAUUUUUAAAGCGAUAUCAAAUUGGGACUCUUUCAGUCGUGGGUUAGCUUGGUUCAGAUGGGAAGUUUCAAUGAUCAAAAUACUAAGACAACUCCCUGAAACAGCUACUUAAUAAUUGGAAACACUGCCGUCACUUAGCCAACAAAUACUUACAGGGGAAAUCCUUUGUAAUGCUUACAUGGAAUUAUUUAAAGUAUUCAUUUUCUUGGACCCUUCUGGAUCUCUCAAAGCAGAAUGCCUCUUUCACAGCCCUUGACCAAACAUAGCAUCUGGGGUGGAAAUGUUAUUAACAUGCAUACACAUGGCUGUUAUGUUGUCAUAGUUUGGGACUUAAAAAA